Rana temporaria (common frog) is the source of this 1139-nucleotide messenger RNA. RefSeq lists its product as uncharacterized. The record is from RefSeq and is a predicted model, not a curated record. Lineage: Eukaryota; Metazoa; Chordata; Amphibia; Anura; Ranidae. The coding region runs from base 201 to 890 and encodes 229 amino acids. The transcript is spliced from 3 exons.
CUCUACUUUAUCCCAGGUUUUAAUAGGAUUGGAGUUCUUAUUUUAAUCCACAUCUUUCUACCAUUGCAGGCAGCAGAAGCUGCGCCGUAACCCUACCACAGCCCGCAGCUAUAGCGGCCGAGGUCGGCUCUUCCGUGAAUUUAAGUUGUGAAUUUAGGCCAGGAGAGGAUCAAGUGACUGAGAAGAACCUGUACUGGUACAUGCCGGGGCCCGAUGAAGACAACGAAUUUUUUGUGUUUCCCCAUGUCGCCCCUGGAAUCCCCAACAACCUCUGCCAAAACUGUGUAGGGCGAACCAACCAGAACAACGACACGGAUAUGUCGCUGACCAUCGCUAAUGUCAGACUGCCGUAUACGGGAACAUACGUAUGUCACAUGUCAGUGCGUGUUAACUCCAAGAAAAAGCCUGUAUCCGGGAACGGUACCUACCUCCUUGUACACGAACCUCUGGAUACAUCCAUCAAUGUCACCACCAAUAGUAUCCUCUGUAGAAGUGAAGUACAAGAAGUGAAGGAUGUAUUUCUGAUCUGGGACUAUGAUGGGGGACGGAUAGAGAACCCCACUUAUCCUCAGGCACUGAAGAGUUCCUAUGAGAUCAGCACUGAGCUCCAUAUUGGAAAGAUCGAGUGCCGGGGCCGGGAGAAUGUGACCGCCGUUUGUUUACUCCAAUACAUGGGCAACACCUUGACUAACCGGAGUAUAGAGUUCCCUUGUCCAGGAUCCUACGCAGGUGGCGGGAUGACGUCACAGCCUGUACUCCUCUAUGUCUUGCUCUUAGUAAGCUCCCUGCUAAUUCUGCUAAUCGUCACCCUGGUGUUCUGUGUGAGGAAGAGGAGGAGGAGGAGAGAAGAAUCAGACCUUGUGUACACCAACAUAGAAAACAACAAGUGACAUAAUGAUACCUCAACGCAAGUUAUUAUUUAAAGUGACAUUGAUGCAAAAAACGCAAAGCUAUUCGCCCCGUGGUACUGCAUGUGCAUUCGUUCUGUGCGAACUAACCAGCUGUUGGGAAAAUAGGGGCAAGAUCGAAUGUUCUUAAGCGUUUUUCUCUUCUAGCCGAAUGCUCUUCAGAUAUUUGGGGGCAGUGAUAAAGAUAGAUACGAACGUAGAGUGAGUCUAGGUUCACAUAUAUGCGGGCUG